Gastrolobium bilobum is the source of this 1739-nucleotide messenger RNA. Its product is annotated as TOM1-like protein 1. Lineage: Eukaryota; Viridiplantae; Streptophyta; Magnoliopsida; Fabales; Fabaceae. The transcript is spliced from 3 exons. The record is from RefSeq and is a predicted model, not a curated record. Gene Ontology annotation, molecular function: ubiquitin binding; phosphatidylinositol binding. The coding region runs from base 321 to 1511 and encodes 396 amino acids. Gene Ontology annotation, biological process: protein transport to vacuole involved in ubiquitin-dependent protein catabolic process via the multivesicular body sorting pathway.
GAGAGACUGACUCACGAGAAAGGGGACUCUUCUCCAAGACUUUACCGAGUCCUUACGCGUUGUCUCCACCAAACCCUUUUUCAGUUCUCAACUUUCAACUCCAAGCUCAGGUCUGAUCUUCUUUGCUCUACGAAUCAAUCAACCCUUUUAGGUUUUGUUUUUUUCUCAUCUCUUGUGUGUUUUUGAUCCAAACAAUUUCGAUAACGCAUUAGUUACUGGGAAGGAGGGGAUUAUAUAACUAUCAACAGAAAUAGGUAUUUGUGAUUUGCGAGUGCUGAAAUUAGAUAGUUCAAAAAAAAAAGGGGGGGGAAGGUUGUGAGAUGGCUGACAAUAAUUUGAUGGAAAAAGUGAACGCUUUGGGAGAGCGUUUGAAAAUAGGAGGGGUUGAGGUGGGUCGCAAGAUGAGUGCGGGCGUGAGUUCCAUGAGCUUCAAAGUGAAGGAGUUCUUCCAGGGUCCCAAUCAGGUUGAUAAGAUUGUUGAGGAUGCUACCUCUGAGGCCCUUGAUGAGCCUGAUUGGGCAAUGAAUCUUGAUAUCUGUGACUUGAUCAACACUGAGAAGGUCAACAGUGUUGAUUUGAUCCGUGGAAUUAAGAAACGGAUCAUGAUCAAGAGCCCUAGGGUUCAGUAUCUCUCUUUGGUUUUGCUUGAAACAUGUGUUAAGAAUUGUGAGAAGGCUUUCUCCGAGGUGGCAGCGGAGAGAGUCCUUGAUGAGAUGGUGAGGCUCAUUGAUGAUCCUCAAACUGUUGUUAAUAACCGCAACAAGGCUUUGACCAUGAUUGAGGCGUGGGGAGAGUCCACCGGAGAGCUCCGCUAUCUCCCUGUUUAUGAAGAAACUUACAAGAGUCUGAGAUCAAGGGGUAUUCGGUUCCCUGGUCGUGACAAUGAAAGCUUGGCUCCUAUUUUUACUCCUCCUCGUUCGGUGUCUGCUCCAGAGGCUGAUGUUGAUCUUCCACCAGAGUUUCAGAAUGACGUUCCUGUUCAAAGUUUUACGCCUGAACAAACAAAGGAAGCCUUUGAUGUUGCAAGAAAUAGCAUUGAACUUCUUUCUACUGUGUUAUCAUCUUCACCGCAACAGGAUGUUUUACAGGAUGAUUUGACCACCACACUUGUACAGCAGUGUCGUCGCUCUCAAUCUUCUGUCCAGCGAAUUAUUGAAACUGCCGGGGAUAAUGAAGCACUGCUUUUUGAGGCCUUGAAUGUUAAUGAUGAGAUUGUGAAGGUUCUCACCAAUUAUGAAGAGUUGAAGAAGCCUACAGAUGUCCCACUUCAUCCUGAACCAGCUAUGAUACCAGUUGCUGUUGAGCCAGAUGAGUCACCUCAUACUAAAGAAGAUGCCUUGAUUAGAAAGCCAGCUGGAUCAAGAACUGGUGUCCAGGGUGGUAGCAAUGAUGACAUGAUGGAUGAUCUUGAUGAGAUGAUAUUUGGGAAAAAAAGUGGGGAUGCAUCAGCAGAUGGUGGACACGAUACAAAGAAGCAGCAAUCAUCGAAAGAUGAUCUCAUCUCCCUCUAAGCUGCACUACUAAUCAACCUUGAAGAUAGGACAGAGUGCCUUUAAUAUCUCGCUACUUUUAUAUCUAGAUGUUGAUUGCGAACUUUGUUCAGAAUUUCAGAUUGCACCUUCCAUUUUUUAUUUUUUAUUUUAUUUUUGGCACAUUCUGUGCAACUUGUGUUUGAAUUAUGGUAUAUAAGUUCGUGACAAGGUAUAGAUGGGAAACUUUCUGGAGAAUUUCAAUGAUCU